AUGAAGUUCGGCGAAUUAUUCGAGAGGGAAUCGGUUCCCCGUUGGAGUCUACACAACAUCGACUACAACUCGUUGAAGUACCAGAUCAAGACCCAUACGACCAAGAACCAAGUCAAGGCCAUUGCCACCCGGGGGGCCGAGGACACUGUGCUGCAGAAGUUCGAAAACGGCUUAUACCAUGAGCUCUGCCGGCAACACGACAGAGUCGGGCUUUUCGUCUCCAGCAAGGCCGACGAGAUAAACAGACGUUUGCGUCAUCUCGCCGGGCUCGUCCACAGCUUACUCGUCCAAUGCACCGACUCGCGAGGCGUGUCUCGCAAGAGACAAAAGAAGUUCGCCAAAUACCAGCAACAAAUAGGGGAAUGCGGCGACGAUAUCAGGGAUCUGGAGCGCUUCGUCAACGCUCAAACGAUUGCCUUUCACAAAAUCCUCAAAAAGUACAAGAAAUGGACCGGAUCCACGACCCUCAGCAGUCGCUUUAGGAACGAUGUCCUGAGUACUUAUAAAACUUUUACGAAACGCGACUUCCACCCGCUGCAAACACAACAUCGAGAACUCCUCGCAACACUAAACGCCGCAUCUCCUGGCACCUCUUCGCCCGCCGGGCCGGCCGAUCGCGAUAACCCCCAAGACCACAGUAAUAGAACAUCAACCCGACCCUCCCACAGCGAUUACCAGACGGAAAGCCGGCGCCCAUCGCGGACUCCAACCUUGGUACUACACAGACAAGAAGCAUCGCAACCGCCGAGGUACUGGAACGAGUAUGACAACGGCAGCGAGGCGGGAGGUGACGAUGAUGACGGCUACGCCAUAUAUAUCAACCCCAGUGAGUCGGAGACGUUUCCCGGCAUGGACAAACUUCGAAGCAUGUUCAGCACCCCCGUCAACACGAUACGUAGUAUCAUCUCUCGCUCUUCUGGCCGGACUGCGGAGUGUCGUUCACUCCUGCACGACGCGGAUUCUCCGACAGAUUAUUUCGGUAUACGUGUACGUCAGUCAUCUCGGUCCAGCGACAAUGAGGUUACCGACAACGAAGACACUUCGUCAACGGAAUAUCCAUCCACUGGCUACGCGACACACUACGCUGCCCUGCCGAGCAUUGAAGAACAACGGGUGGAAAGAUAUCGGGAGAGGGUUCACCACCAUCUCACCGUAGGGGGCUUCGCCGUCGCCGCCGUGCUGCUGAUGGUAGCUGGCGUGCUCGUGGCUACGGGUCGGCACAAGAUGAGACUGGAAGUGGACGCGGCCGCAACGCUCUCUAUUGUCGCCAGUUUGGGUGCUAGCUGUUUGGGACUCGGCGGCAUGCUGUAUCGCCAUGAUGCUCUGGGUUUCAUAUACAAAGCUGUUGCUUGGGUGGCGUUUAUUGGCAACUUCGUGCUCAACGUCAUGUUACUUGUCCUGAUCGUGGGUAGUAAUGGCUUAUGA
Messenger RNA from Pseudomassariella vexata, 1425 nucleotides. RefSeq lists its product as uncharacterized. Gene Ontology annotation, cellular component: vacuolar transporter chaperone complex; fungal-type vacuole membrane. The coding region runs from base 1 to 1425 and encodes 474 amino acids. Lineage: Eukaryota; Fungi; Ascomycota; Sordariomycetes; Amphisphaeriales; Pseudomassariaceae. The record is from RefSeq and is a predicted model, not a curated record. Gene Ontology annotation, biological process: microautophagy; polyphosphate metabolic process; vacuolar transport. The transcript has 3 exons.